Vigna umbellata (rice bean) is the source of this 2694-nucleotide messenger RNA. Lineage: Eukaryota; Viridiplantae; Streptophyta; Magnoliopsida; Fabales; Fabaceae. The record is from RefSeq and is a predicted model, not a curated record.
CUGGCAGAAGAGUUGUAAAAAGGCUGUAGUACCGUGUGCCAUGGCGUGACAUGAUUGUUUACAUGUUAAGUGCAAACCCACUUAGUUGGUCCAAAUGGAAUCUCAGUGGUAAUCUAUCCGACCCACAUCAUAUGGUAUACCACAAAAGUCUUGCCACCACGGUCAAUUUGCUGUCUGCAACUCUUUCAGAAUUAUUUUUCGGGGACGAAGUUGGGAUUUUGAUUUCACUUUCUUGCACCCAAUUGGAUUUUGAUCAGAACCCAGUCAAUCAUUUAGUCAGUGUACUACGAGGAAACUGUUUGUCUUGUUUAUGAUUUGAGGAACUAAGAUUGCUACCUUAACGGGGGUUUCAAGUCGGUAAUUUGACAUUGAAUGUCUGGCAAAUCAAGAUUUUUUUAGACCGUAACUGAACAGUGAAAGUUGCAGUUUGGAUUUAUACUUUCAACUAAUAAAUGCCGAGGGGGAGAUCUGAUGGAUUGCAACAAAAGCAUACAGUUGCUUUCCUCUUUUUUGUGGCAUUUUUUCUUGGUUUUCUGUAUGUGUAUGGCGGAUCCAUCUUUGGUUCUCAGAAUAGUGGGUCAUCUGCUCUUGAAUAUGGAAGAUCAUUGAAAAGACUUGGCUCAUCAUAUUUAGGUGCAGAGGAUGACAAUGAUGGCAAUCGAGAUGAAUCUUCGGCAAGCUUCAAGCAGGGAGAAGGGGAGGCAAAUAUUUUCUCAAAGAGUUUCCCUGUUUGUGAUGAUCGUCAUUCGGAGUUGAUUCCAUGCCUAGAUAGACACCUCAUCUAUCAAAUGAGGAUGAAGUUGGACCUGUCUGUAAUGGAGCACUAUGAGAGACAUUGUCCACCUGCAGAAAGGCGUUACAAUUGCUUAAUCCCUCCUCCAUCAGGAUACAAGGUCCCUAUUAAGUGGCCACAGAGCAGAGAUGAGGUGUGGAAAGCAAAUAUCCCACACACUCACCUGGCACAUGAGAAGUCUGACCAGAAUUGGAUGGUUGAAAAAGGUGACAAAAUAAUGUUCCCUGGAGGUGGAACUCAUUUUCACUAUGGAGCUGAUAAAUACAUUGCAUCAAUUGCAAAUAUGCUUAACUUUUCAAACAAUAAUCUAAACAAUGAAGGAAGAUUACGGACAGUGCUUGAUGUUGGCUGCGGUGUUGCAAGUUUUGGAGGAUAUCUUCUAUCAUCCGAUAUCAUUGCAAUGUCCUUGGCACCAAAUGAUGUGCAUCAGAAUCAAAUUCAAUUUGCCCUAGAAAGAGGAAUUCCUGCAUAUCUUGGUAUCCUUGGAACAAAAAGACUCCCUUACCCCAGCCGAUCUUUUGAGCUUGUUCAUUGUUCUCGCUGUCGAAUUGAUUGGCUUCAAAGAGAUGGAAUACUACUUCUUGAACUAGACCGAUUGCUCCGACCAGGAGGUUAUUUUGCAUACUCAUCUCCCGAGGCAUAUGCCCAGGAUGAAGAGAAUCUCAAGAUAUGGAAAGAAAUGAGUGAGCUUGUGGAGCGUAUGUGUUGGAAAAUAGCAGCAAAGAGGAACCAAACUGUUGUCUGGCAAAAACAUGGGACUAACGACUGCUAUAUGGAAAGAGGACCUGAUGCUCACCCUCCUCUUUGCCAGUCUGAUGAUGACCCAGAUGCAGUUUGGGGAGUAAAUAUGGAAGCAUGCAUAACACGUUACAGUGAGCAUGACAACAGAGCCGAGGGUAGUGGUUUAGCCGCAUGGCCUGCCAGAUUGACUACACCUCCUCCUAGACUAUCUGACUUUGGCUAUUCAAAUGAAAUGUUUGAAAAGGAUACGGAACUAUGGCAAAGGAGAGUUGCGAAGUACUGGGAUCUUUUGAGUCCAAAAAUUGCAUCAAACACGUUGAGGAAUAUUAUGGAUAUGAAAGCAUACAUGGGUUCAUUUGCGGCAGCUCUUAUAGACAAGAAUGUUUGGGUUAUGAAUGUUGUGCCCCAUGAUGGAGUCAAUACACUUAAGCUCAUAUAUGACAGAGGUCUCAUAGGAUCUACUCAUGACUGGUGUGAAGCAUUCUCAACAUACCCCAGAACCUAUGAUUUACUUCAUGCAUGGAGUAUCUUCUCUGACGUAGAAAAGAGAGGUUGCAGUCUUGAGGAUCUAUUAAUUGAGAUGGAUCGUGUGCUUCGGCCCACUGGUUUCGUGAUCAUCCGGGAUAAACAGGCAGUGAUUGAUUUUGUAAAGAAGUACCUAAGUGCUUUGCACUGGGAAGCAAUUGACUCUGUUCAGGAUGGUGAUGAAGUUGUUUUUAUAAUCCAGAAGAAACUGUGGCUGACUAGUGAGAGCUUUAGGGACACAGAAUAGGACAACCAUUGCAUUUUCAUCUUCUUACAUAUUAUUAUCUGCUGCUGCUGCAAGGGAUCAAACCACGACCCAAGUAGUGAAGUGGAUCAGUAAACAACUUCAUUCUGUAGCAUUACAUGUUGUUUUCCUUUCAUUUAAUUUCCUUCUUUUGAUUCUAAUUUUUGGGCUGAUGAUUAUUCAAUGUGAUUAAGACAUACAUAGGCACGAAGCUUUUAUAGGCAAUUCCAAAUUUUGCCUGCAUUUGGGGUUUAUGUAAGGGUAAGCUAUAUAACAAUGACGACAUAGAAGUCACUUAAUAAGUUAUAUGAUGUAAUAUAUACACAUUUCUUUUCUGCUCGGGAUUUCUUUUUCUUGUUGGACUUUAAUUUAUGAAGAUGAGAUUUUAAUC